GGGCCUGGAGGCCCGAGAGAAAGGCGGGGAGGCGGGGAGGAGGCGAGGGCGGGCUGGGCGGGUUCGACGAGCGCUUCGGCGGUUGGCGAAGCGGCCGGGGUGCUGCCUCCCCGGCGUGAGGAGCGGGGCCCCGCUGACAGAUCCCCCAGCUUCCGGCCUCGCCACCGGGGAGGCGGCUCCCCGGAGGCCCGAGAAAGCUUCCUCGGGCGGCGCUGCCUGCCCGGCUCGCUGGUUCUCCGGCCUCCGAGGAGGCGGCUGAGGAGGAGGAGGAGGUGGCCGGGGUCGGCGGGCGGAGACUCCCCCUUCGCCGGCGGCCGCGGCGGGCAGGACAAUGGAGGUGGCUGUGGAGAAGGCGGCGGCGGCGACGGCGGCCGCUCCGGCAGCUGCCGCCGGGGGGCCCUCGGCGACGGCGGCGGGCGGAGAGAACGAGGCCGAGAGUCGGCAGGGCCCGGACUCGGAGCGGGGCUGCGAGGCGGCCCGGCUCAACCUGUUGGACACUUGCGCCGUGUGCCACCAGAACAUCCAGAGCCGGGCGCCCAAGCUGCUGCCCUGCCUGCACUCGUUCUGCCAGCGCUGCCUGCCCGCGCCGCAGCGCUACCUCAUGCUGCCCGCACCCAUGCUGGGCUCGGCCGAGACCCCUCCGCCCGCGGGCGGCUCCCUGCCCUUCGCCACCCAAGUUGGAGUCAUCCGAUGCCCGGUUUGCAGCCAAGAAUGUGCAGAGAGACACAUCAUAGACAACUUUUUUGUGAAGGACACCACCGAGGUUCCCAGCAGUACAGUAGAAAAGUCUAAUCAGGUGUGUACAAGCUGUGAGGACAAUGCAGAAGCUAAUGGAUUUUGUGUAGAGUGUGUUGAAUGGCUGUGUAAGACAUGUAUCAGAGCUCAUCAAAGGGUGAAAUUCACAAAAGACCACACCGUAAGACAGAAAGAGGAAGUAUCUCCAGAGGCAGUUGGUGUGACCAGUCAGCGGCCAGUGUUUUGUCCUUUUCAUAAAAAGGAGCAGUUGAAACUUUACUGUGAGACAUGUGACAAACUGACAUGUCGGGAUUGCCAGCUGUUAGAACAUAAGGAACAUAGAUACCAAUUUAUAGAAGAAGCUUUUCAGAACCAGAAAGUGAUAAUAGACACACUAAUCACCAAACUAAUGGAAAAGACAAAGUACAUAAAAUUUACAGGAAAUCAGAUUCAAAACAGAAUAAUUGAAGUCAAUCAAAACCAAAAACAGGUGGAACAGGAUAUUAAAGUUGCUAUAUUUACAUUGAUGGUAGAAAUAAAUAAGAAAGGAAAAGCUCUCCUGCAUCAGCUAGAGAGCCUUGCAAAGGACCAUCGCAUGAAACUUAUGCAACAGCAACAGGAAGUGGCUGGACUUUCUAAACAGUUGGAACAUGUCAUGCAUUUUUCUAAAUGGGCAGUUUCCAGUGGCAGCAGUACAGCAUUACUUUAUAGCAAGCGACUGAUUACAUACCGGUUACGGCACCUCCUUCGUGCCAGGUGUGAUGCUUCCCCAGUGACCAACAACACCAUCCAGUUUCACUGUGAUCCUAGUUUCUGGGCUCAAAAUAUUAUCAACUUAGGUUCUUUAGUAAUCGAGGAUAAAGACAGCCAGCCGCAAAUGCCUAAGCAGAAUCCAAUCGUGGAACAGAAUUCCCAGCCCUCAGGUGGCUUAUCUUCCAACCAGUUAUCCAAGUUUCCAACACAGAUCAGCCUAGCUCAAUUACGACUCCAGCAUAUGCAGCAACAGCAACCUCCUCCACGUUUGAUAAAUUUUCAGAAUCACAGCUCCAAACCCAAUGGGCCAGUUCUUCCUCCUCAUCCUCAGCAGCUGAGAUAUCCACCAAACCAGAAUGUACCCCGGCAGACGAUAAAGCCCAAUCCCUUGCAGAUGGCUUUCUUGGCUCAACAAGCAAUAAAGCAGUGGCAGAUCAGCAGUGGACAGGGCACGCCGUCCACUGCCAGCAGCACGUCUUCCACUCCUUCUAGUCCUACCAUCACUAGUGCAGCAGGGUAUGAUGGGAAGUCUUUUGGAUCACCUAUGAUUGAUCUGAGUUCAUCAGUGGGUGGCACUUACAAUCUUCCUUCACUUCCAGAUAUUGACUGUUCAAGUACUAUAAUGCUGGACAACAUUGGAAGGAAAGAUACUAGUAUAGAUUCUGGCCAACCCAGACCACCGUCAAACAGGACGGUGCAGUCACCGAAUUCGUCAGUACCAUCUCCAGGCCUUGCAGGACCUGUUACUAUGACUAGUGUACAUCCCCCAAUACGCUCACCUAGUGCCUCCAGCAUUGGGAGCCGAGGAAGCUCUGGCUCUUCCAGCAAACCAGCAGGAGCUGAUUCUACACAUAAAGUCCCAGUGGUCAUGUUGGAGCCAAUCCGAAUAAAACAAGAAAACAGUGCACCACCUGAAAAUUAUGAUUUUCCUGUUGUUAUAGUGAAACAAGAAUCUGAUGAAGACUCUAGGCCUCAGAAUACCAAUUAUCCUAGAAGCAUCCUCACUUCCCUGCUGUUACAUAGUGGCCAGCGGUCUGCUUCUGAAGAGACUGUGGUAAGAUCUGAUGCGCCUGAUAGCACAGGAGAUCAGCCUGGAUUGCACCUGGAGAAUUCCUCCAGUGGAAAGUCUGAGUGGCUGGAUGCCUCCCAGAAGUCUCCUCUUCUUGUUGGAGAGACGAGGAAAGAGGACGAUCCCAACGAGGACUGGUGUGCAGUGUGUCAGAACGGAGGGGAGCUCUUAUGUUGCGACAAGUGUCCCAAAGUAUUCCAUCUCUCUUGUCACGUGCCCACACUGACAAAUUUCCCAAGUGGAGAGUGGAUUUGUACUUUUUGCCGAGACUUAUCUAAACCAGAAGUUGAAUAUGAUUGUGAUGCUCACGGGCACAGCUCAGAAAAAAGGAAAGCCGAAAGCCUCACUAAGUUAACACCAGUAGAUAAGAGGAAGUGUGAACGUCUACUUUUAUUUCUUUACUGCCAUGAAAUGAGUCUCGCUUUUCAAGAUCCUGUUCCUCUAACAGUUCCCGAUUAUUAUAAAAUAAUUAAAAAUCCCAUGGACUUGUCAACCAUUAAGAAAAGACUGCAAGACGAUUACUCCGUGUAUACAAAGCCUGAAGAUUUUGUUGCGGAUUUUAGGCUUAUCUUUCAAAACUGUGCUGAAUUCAAUGAGCCUGAUUCAGAAGUAGCUAAUGCUGGUAUAAAACUUGAAAACUAUUUUGAAGAACUUCUAAAGAACCUUUAUCCAGAAAAAAGAUUUCCUAAACUAGAAUUCGGGAAUGAAUUCGAAGAUAAUAAAUUUAGCGAUGAUUCAGAUGAUGACUUUGUACAGCCCCGGAAGAAACGCCUGAAAAGCAUCGAGGAACGUCAGUUGCUUAAAUAAGCAGCACCGCUGGCGUGUGGCUGGUACUUAGAUUGGUUUUCCCAAACAGCUGUCAAUCAUUUAACAACAGUACCAAGAAGAAUUUGUGACCUCUCUGAUCUCGUUUUUCAUGUUUGCUGGACUUUGAUUUCCUUAAUAACCCCUUCUCUUAACUUCUUAUUAAGGAACAAAUGCAGGAAAUGGACACAAAGGAAGGAGGGGAGAUAGUAGCAAGGAAGACUCACCAACAUAAAAGACAUUCCUCCUGCUCCCUGAAUUUAAAAACCAGUCUGGAGUGAGUAGCUACUAAAGAAGGAAAAUAGACUUUGUAUGGACCCUUUGUUGAGAAUUUGAUGUGGUUUGAAUGUGUGUUGAUCCAUGUUUAGAAAAUUCAAUACCACUGCCCAUUAAUUAUGGCCCAAGCAAAUGAGUUAAAUAUACUCUACUUGAGAGCAACACAUGAACAUGUGUAAUGGUGAGUUCUAUCCAGAGUGGUGACUGGUACAACAGAAGGGUAGGUUAGAUGCUAUUAAGAUGGCACCUAAUUGUAUAUCAUGUAUGGUGGCAACUGUAUUAAAAAAAAAUCAGGAAAGCCAAUGUUUGAUUUUUGUUUUUAUCUUGUCUGUAGAAGUGUUUGUUAUAGCAGAUUUUCAAGUGCUUUUUAGAAGCAAAUCUAGAUUUUCUUUAUCUUCUUCCAUUGAGGGAAGUUAUGUGUGCACAUGUUUGAUUUAGCUGUGUUGUCUGUGUGUGAUUUGUUUGUGUUAGCUGUGCAGGUGUGAUAUUUUUAAAAGAAGCCUCAUUGUUGAAAGUUUGGCUUUUAGUAAAAUUUCCCAAGUGUGCACCAUUUUUUGAUGUGAAAUUUCAUUGGGAUAUAUCCUACUGGGCAUUAAAUAUAAGUUUCCCUGAGGGGGGGCUAGUUCUUGUGGUUUUCAUCUGUCUUGAUAUUUGGAAUGAAAAUGUACUGUAGGAUUUGGGAGCAGGCACCUGGGGGAAGUUAUAAUGAUGUCAUUUUUUCCCCUGAGGUCUUUUUACAUCCCCUAUACCCUUCUUCCCCCACCCCCCCCACCCCUUGUUGUGUUGCAUUUUGUUUCUUUUUGAUUUUACUCUUUGAGCAUCAAAGUUUAAACUUGACUUAAUUUUGCAUUUAAUUAUGGUCUUAUACAAAAUCCUAUCUGUUAACAGCAAAUUCUUUGGGCCAAGCUCAGCUGGUUUGACAUUUGUUUCUUCUGCAAAUUGUUUUGUAGGAUCUGAUGAGCUGUCAAAGGAGAAACUAAAUUACAACAGAACUGUCCAUAUUCAAAGUUUGGCAAAAUACACAUGAAUAUUUUUAGUUGGCGAAAGUACACAUUUAGUAAUGAUUUUUUGCAACUAAUAUUUGGGGGAACUGUUUCUUUAGGAUGAUUGAGUCCAAAUGCAGCUGACUUGAAAGAGUGUUGUGAAUUUUAUCACCUUCCGUGAAUGAAACACAGAGGACUUGCUUUUAUCCAAAUGGCAUUACUUCUGGAAAUGAACAUAUUUUGUGGGUAAUUCAUUGAGUUUUCACAUAUUGCUAAAGAUAAAUAAAAUAACUUACUAGCAA
Messenger RNA from Ochotona curzoniae (black-lipped pika), 4922 nucleotides. It is a transcript of the gene TRIM24, whose product is annotated as tripartite motif containing 24. The record is from RefSeq and is a predicted model, not a curated record. The transcript has 19 exons. Gene Ontology annotation, molecular function: zinc ion binding; protein binding. Lineage: Eukaryota; Metazoa; Chordata; Mammalia; Lagomorpha; Ochotonidae. The coding region runs from base 332 to 3364 and encodes 1010 amino acids.